UCUCCUCUUCCAAAUGUCCAUGCUUCCCCUCUGCACGCCAGAGCAGACGAGCAGAGGGAGAAAAUAAUUCCUGGUUGUGGAAAUGGGCAACGGAGAUGUGGAAUUUGAAACAUUUCUGAUCCAGGUCCAGCCACUGUUUACCCUGCAGUCAGGCUAUGACAUCAGAGCGAGGACUUUAUAAAAGUGCAUGUGCACAGAGCCAGGCAGUGAGCAAACAGUAACACAAGUAGAAAAUCUUAUUGUGGUGCAACACAUCGAAGAGCAUGAUGGACAAGCUACAGAGAGACAGAAUCAUCCUGAUGGCAUGGGCACUGCUGUUUUACCUGGGUUCACAGGUGUGCUGUCAGCAAUGUGGUGGCCCUUGUCAGUGCCAAGGCUCUGUGCCAGUCUGCCCAGAAGGAGUUCCUCUGAUUCUCGAUGGGUGCCAGUGCUGCCAGAUGUGCGCCCGGCAGCAGGGCGAAGCCUGCAGUGAGGUGUUCCCGUGUGACAGUCAGCGAGGGCUACAAUGUGACUACAGUGCCAGCUUCCCUGGUGACCCAGGAGAGUGUGUCAGUCAGAAGGAGCUGGGCUGUGAGCAUAAUGGAGUCUCUUACCAGGAGGGCCAGGUAUUUCAGCCAUCUUGUGCUCUUCAGUGUCGUUGUUCGGGCGGAGGGGUGACCUGCGUGCCCCGGUGCAGUGAGGAUGUUCUCCUGCCCACCCCAGACUGCCCUCAUCCUCGAAGGGUUCAGCAACCAGGAAAAUGCUGUAAAGAGUGGGUGUGUGAAAAUAUGGACAACACAGUGCUCCAGGACGCUCACAUAGCUUCCAGAAUUGACCAGACAUUGCCUGCAGACCCUGGAUACCAAACCAGACCCGGCUCGAACUGCAUAGACCAGAGCUCAGUGUGGAGUGCUUGUUCGCACACCUGCGGGUCUGGAAUAUCCACACGGGUGUCCAAUCAAAACCCAGCCUGUCGCCUGGAGAUGCAGAUGCGCUUGUGUAUGAUCCAACCCUGUCAGCCUGUUCUCCCCAGAACAACACAGUGGUCGAGGAGGAAAUGUCAACCCAGUUACAGGUCAGCAACCCCAGUUCGGCUUUUCCACCAGGGCUGCUAUAGUACACAGUUGUAUAGGCCCCGUUAUUGUGGCUCAUGUACAGAUAGCCGUUGUUGCACUCCUAACCAUACUGGCACGGGACUGGUCACUUUCCGCUGCCCUGGGGGAAGACUGCUCAAUCAUGCUGUCAUGAUCAUCAACUCCUGCAUCUGCCAUUACAACUGCCCCUAUUCAUCUGGAGGGGCAUAUAGAAGGACACCACUCCUGGGUUAGACACUCACUCGCUUGUAGGCUGACUUUGGAUCUAGUAGCUUCAUUUGAGAUGCUCUGGGUUUACAUGUCUUAUUGAGUG
Messenger RNA from Rhinichthys klamathensis goyatoka, 1386 nucleotides. RefSeq names its product cellular communication network factor 5 (gene ccn5). Gene Ontology annotation, cellular component: extracellular matrix; extracellular region. The record is from RefSeq and is a predicted model, not a curated record. Gene Ontology annotation, biological process: signal transduction; cell adhesion. Gene Ontology annotation, molecular function: integrin binding; heparin binding. NCBI's taxonomy places the organism in Eukaryota, Metazoa, Chordata, Actinopteri, Cypriniformes, Leuciscidae. The transcript has 5 exons. The coding region runs from base 264 to 1307 and encodes 347 amino acids.